This is a messenger RNA of Paramormyrops kingsleyae, 2451 nucleotides long. NCBI's taxonomy places the organism in Eukaryota, Metazoa, Chordata, Actinopteri, Osteoglossiformes, Mormyridae. The record is from RefSeq and is a predicted model, not a curated record.
CAUCUGAUUGGUUACCCUGUACAGCAAGUCAAAACAAAUAGAUCCCAGAUAAUGGAUCGGUACGGGACCCGUCAACAUACUCCGAGACAAUAGAUGGCAGUAUUUGUUUUUACAUUGCUACCUAUAAUAAUCAAGAAGAAGAAGAACUUCGCAACGGCCUUAAUUGAACGAUAUAGGUAGGGGGAAAAUGUCGAAAACGUGUCCGGAGUUGCUGAGAGAAGCAGCAAAUUUGAUCGAAGAAGCUCUUAGAAGAACUCCGACAGCUCCGGCAGCCCCGUUAUCGCAGACACUUACUGCUCCAUCAUCUACACCUGUUGCUUCAUCGCGUACACCUAUACAAGUCGAGAUGGCAAGGCUCUUUGCUCCGUAUAAUGUGAAUUCGAGAAGGAAUACAGUGAGACGGACAACACAGAGCCAAGUUAGUCGAAGAAGCUACACCCACACCUUCUGUUGUUUGGCUGACCACAAGGCUGAUAAAGUUCCAACCAUUUUACUGAAAGAAGACCUCCUUGCUUCAGGACUUGGAGAGCAAAAGGUUACAUUUUCAGGGAAUGACACCGAUCCGAUGGUUGUAACAAACAAACUGAUCGAAGUGUUUCCAAAGCUGCAAGAAGGGGGAGGCUUUGAAUUUCUAAAAGUUGCAGGAUCUACUCGCAGUCGCAAUAUUGCAUUGCUUCAGUGUCCUAGCACUGGAUACACCCUUGCCUAUCUGAAAGAUCCAUCAACAAUGAUUGGACAGGCUACAAUCUACAUACGUCCUCUUCAACAGGACCUGCCCUUGGAUUGUGAGAACUCCGGUCCGGCCUCUGGUCCAGUCAUGUCCUGCAUCACUUGUCAGAAGGAAGUUCCCUUCUCUGAAAUGAGAAUACAUAGGGCUAGGUGUGAUGGGUUGGCCAUGCAGGAAGCAGACAGAGAACGAGAGGGGGGCCCUGCUGAAAACAGAGAGUCAGCCCCUGUUAGUGACAGGAUUCCAGUGAGGCCUGAAACAUCAGCAUCAUCUGAGGAACGUGCAGUUGUGCUGUUCAUGGCUGCCAUUGAAGAGGUUGAUCACAACGAUUGGAAGCUUAUUAAAGAACCUGCUCAAGCGGCCAAAGUUUUCAUAGAGAAUCUGCUGAGUGAACAUGCAUCUGGGAAACCACUCCAGCUGAGGAUGGAUUUGUGGGAUUUUGAGGAGGACAGGGAACGGGCGCUUCUCUCAUUCUAUAAACAGCAACAGGAAUGGGCAUGUCCACUUCACUGCACCCUUGAUGGGGAUACUGCUAUUGGACAGGGAGUGGUGCGCUACUUUCUGACAACAGUGAUAUCCAAGCUUCAGUUUGGAUUCAGUCUAAAUCUUGGAGGAACAGGCCGAACUGUGCUCUUUGAGGGUGAGCCUGACCACCUUGUUCCUGCAGCAUCAGAGGUACUUAUUGAGAGCAACCUCUUCCAAGUUGCAGGGAGAAUGUUAGGCCACACCUUUCUGCAUCAUGGCCCCCGUGUCACAGGAUUAAGUCCAGCUGUAAUUCACACACUGUUCAAUGGGGACCCUGAAAUGGCAACAAUUGUUCCAGAAGACUGUCCUGAUCUACACAUCAGGAGCAUCAUAAAAAUGCUUGAAGUUGAAGAACUUAGUCAGGAACAGCAAGACACUGUCUCAGAUCUUUGCAUGUCUUGGGAUCUCCCAGCAGUCACCAAAACAAAUAAGAGAUGGCUACAUAACAAACUUCUAGUCCAUGCGGUAAGUUUUUGAUUAUAACAUUAUUGUAAUAGUUGCAGUUGCUGAACGGACAGUAUUGUGUACCAUACCUUGAAUUAUCAACCCUGUUGUGUAUAGAAAUGGUCAAAUUUUAAAAGCAUGAAAUUCAUGCUGUAAAUGCUUGUUUCUGAAAAGCUAAUAUUUGCACAUAAUCUGAAGCUCUACAAAAACAAGUACUUUCAGCAUGAAUUUCAGAUCUUCACUAAAUUUUGACAGCAAUCAUAUUUUGAUUUAAUUACACAAAUCUGGCAAAGUACUGAAUGCACUAAACUAAAUACAAUUCUCAGCAAAUUCUGUUCACCCUCCAGUAUACUGACUUCAUACAUAACACAUUGUGGUUUUGCCUUUUAGAUGACGUACCAAAAAACUUCAGCAUUGUUGCAUGACAAUUUAUUUUCCAUCUUUUGUGUCUUAAAAUGAGCAGCAGUAUCAAGUCUACGUCACUGCACUGUGCUUCAUGAACCUCACAUAUUCUGCUUCAGACACAUGUAGAACAUGCACUCUUUCACUUCUAAUCCAGGCAGUGUGUUUAGGUGUUGUAAAAUGAAGGGAUAUCCCUGGAAAACACAGCUGCAUGGCAGCAUAUACUGCUCUACAAUAAUCCAAAUAUUGUAUCUUUUGAUAUUUACUUGUGCGAUGUUUCUAUAAAUAAAAAAAUAAGUUAAGGUUUUUCCUGCGUAUGACAGGGAAAAAAAAGAUUUUGUUUACAAUAUAGA